Molecule: messenger RNA, 3173 nt
Organism: Papilio machaon (common yellow swallowtail)
Lineage: Eukaryota; Metazoa; Arthropoda; Insecta; Lepidoptera; Papilionidae
Product: lactase-phlorizin hydrolase
Exons: 12
Coding region: 45-3152 (1035 amino acids)
Biological process (GO): carbohydrate metabolic process
Molecular function (GO): beta-glucosidase activity
Source: RefSeq, a predicted model, not a curated record
GCUAUAUAUAAUGUUAGCCUGCAGUAGUUAAAGGCAAAAGUCGCAUGAUGUGGGCGAGGUUGCCGUUGGUUUUGUUCGUGUGUUCGUCGAUUGUAAUAGGCGAGUGUAAAAUCAUUAAUAAUGUUCGACACGACGUAAGAAAAUUUCCUGAACAUUUUCUUUUCGGCACCGCCACUGCCUCAUACCAAGUAGAAGGAGCUUGGGAUAAAGAUGGAAAAACCGAAAAUAUAUGGGAUCACGCAACUCAUACAAAUCCAUGCGUUGUAAAAGACUGCUCAAACGGUGAUAUCGCAGAUGAUUCAUAUCACCAAUAUAAGAGAGAUGUAGAGAUGAUGCGGGAACUGGGCUUGGACUUUUACAGAUUCUCACUCUCAUGGACUAGAAUUUUACCAACCAGUUUUCCAGACAAAAUAAACGAAGCAGGAGUUCAAUAUUAUAACAAUUUGAUUAAUGAAAUGCUCAAGUACAAUAUCAAACCAAUGAUUACGCUAUAUCAUUGGGAUUUACCGCAAAAACUGCAGGAUAUGGGUGGAUGGACAAACCCUGAAAUAGUAAACUGGUUUGCAGAUUACGCUAGGAUUGCUUUCGAAUUGUUUAGUGAUCGAGUUACAGACUGGAUCACAAUCAACGAACCUCAUCAAGUAUGCUACCAUGGCUAUGGAGACGACACUUUGGCUCCUCUUUUGAACAUCAAGGGUGUGGCUGAUUAUUUGUGUGCCAAAAACUUAUUGCUAGCUCAUGCUAAGGCUUAUCACAUCUAUGACAAAGAGUUCCGUCCAUCGCAUGGUGGUAAAAUUUUCAUAGCAUUAAGCGCGCAGUGGUACGAUACGGAAUAUGAAGAAUUUGUAGAUGCUGCGAAAGAAGCUAAUGAUUUCACGUGGGCAAUAUAUUCACAUCCAAUUUUUUCGGAAACCGGUGAUUUCCCGCCUGUUGUUAAAAAGUACGUCGCUCAAAGGAGUGCGGAGCAAGGUUUUUAUAGAUCGAGGCUGCCUGAAUUUACAGAAGAAGAAAUUGACUACGUCCGUGGUACAUCAGAUUACUUCGGUCUCAAUCACUAUUUAACGUACUAUGUAUAUCGAAAUCAAUCUCUAAUCAAUUAUUAUGAAUCACCAUCUUUUGAGGAAGACAUGGGAGUAAUAACUUAUAUCUAUGAUGAAUGGCAGAUUGGUGAAUCAAAGUACACGAAGUUUGUUCCUUGGGGAUUUUAUAAGCUACUGACAAGAAUACGUGAGGAUUAUGGAAAUCCUCCAGUAAUUAUUACGGAAAAUGGAUUUGCAACAAAGGGAGGCUUGAAUGACGAGGACCGUGUCACCUACUAUAGGCAUUACAUCAGUGCUAUGCUGGAUGCCAUGGAGGAAGGAUCAGAUGUCCGAGCUUACACAGCAUGGAGUCUUAUGGACAACUUUGAAUGGCUUGCUGGAUAUACUGAGCGCUUUGGUCUGUACGAGGUGGAUUACGAGAGUGCGGAGCGCACGCGCACACCGCGCAAGUCCGCCUUCGUGUACAAGCAGAUCGUGCGCACGCGCGAGCUCGACAUGCACUUCGAGCCCGACACUGACAUCAUGACCAUCGACGAGGGACUUUCAAACGAUACAUAUCAAAAUAGACACACGAUGUGGUCGAUACAACGAAUUCUUUUUUUCGUGAUUGCGUCAAUAGUAAUAGCAGAAUGUAAGACUAUCAACAAUGCUCGACAUGAAGUAAGGAAAUUCCCUGAAAACUUUCGUUUUGGAGCCGCUACCGCUUCUUACCAAGUUGAAGGAGCAUGGGAUGAAGACGGAAAAUCCGAGAACAUCUGGGAUCAUAUUACCCACACGAACCCAUGUGUUGUAAAAGACUGUUCUAAUGGAGACAUCGCAGACGAUUCUUAUCACCAAUACAAGAGAGAUGUAGAGAUGAUGCGGGAACUGGGAUUAGAUUUUUACAGAUUCUCACUCUCAUGGACCAGAAUUUUACCAACUAGCUUUCCAGACAAAAUAAAUGAAGCAGGAGUUCAAUAUUACAACAAUUUGAUUGAUGAAAUGCUCAAGUACAAUAUCAAACCAAUGGUUACACUGUAUCAUUGGGACUUGCCACAAAAAUUGCAGGAGAUGGGUGGAUGGACCAACCCUAAUAUUAUUGAUUGGUAUUCAGACUACGCACGUGUUGCUUUCGAGUUAUUUGGUGAUAGAGUUAAAGAUUGGAUCACUAUAAAUGAACCACUUCAAGUAUGCUACUACGGCUAUGGAGACAAUUCGCUGGCACCUCUUCUAAACAUUAAGGGUGUUGCAGAUUAUAUGUGUGCGAAAAACUUGUUGUUAGCUCAUGCUAAGGCAUAUCACAUUUAUGACAAAGAGUUUCGCCCGACUCAAGGUGGCUCCAUUUUCAUUUCUUUAAGUGCUCAAUGGCAUGAUACAGAACAUGAAGAAUUUGCGGAUGCUGCUAAAGAUGCUAAUGAAUUCACGUGGGGAAUUUAUGCGAACCCCAUUUUUUCGGAUACCGGGGAUUUUCCGGAAGUCAUGAAAAAACGUGUAGCAGCUAAGAGCAUUGAACAAGGACUUUAUAGAUCCAGGCUGCCUGAAUUUACUGCCGAAGAAAUUGAUUACAUCCGGGGCUCAUCGGAUUACUUUGGUCUCAAUCAUUACUCAACGAAAUAUGUAUACAGAAAUGAGUCUGUGUUUGGUUACUACGAGUCACCAUCAUUCUACGAUGACAUGGAACUAGUAACUUAUACCAAAAACGAAUGGAAGAUCGGUGAAUCACAAUUUACCAAAUUCGUUCCAUGGGGAUUCUAUAAACUGUUGACCGAAAUAAAAGAGGCUUUCGGUAAUCCUCCCGUUGUUAUCACGGAAAAUGGAUUCGCUACUUACGGAGGCUUAGAUGACGAGGACCGCGUCACUUACUACAAGCACUAUAUCAAUUCUAUGCUUGAUGCUAUCGAGGAUGGUUCGGACGUUCGAGGUUACACAGCUUGGAGUCUAAUGGAUAAUUAUGAAUGGCUACAGGGCUAUACUGAGCGCUUUGGUCUGUACGAGGUGGACUACGAGAGUGCGGAGCGCACGCGCACGCCACGUAAGUCAGCCUUCGUGUACAAGCAGAUCCUACGCACGCGCGAGCUCGACAUGCACUACGAGCCCGACACUGACGUCAUGACCAUCGACGAGGGACAUUGAAUUUGAAAAAAUAUACGAUAA